Oryza brachyantha (malo sina) is the source of this 4424-nucleotide messenger RNA. Its product is annotated as DNA (cytosine-5)-methyltransferase CMT2-like. The record is from RefSeq and is a predicted model, not a curated record. Bases 14 to 3925 code for a protein of 1303 amino acids. Gene Ontology annotation, cellular component: nucleus. NCBI's taxonomy places the organism in Eukaryota, Viridiplantae, Streptophyta, Magnoliopsida, Poales, Poaceae. The transcript is spliced from 21 exons. Gene Ontology annotation, molecular function: methyltransferase activity; chromatin binding.
UUGCUCGCUCCCCAUGGAGACCCCGCCCCCCUACCCCGUCUCGCCGCCGCCCGCCGCCGAGGCCCCGCCCUCGCCGGGCGGCGGCGGCGGCGACGACGGUGGGGCGGAUGACGCGGGGGGUUUCAGCGCCGGGCUGGAGCCGCUCUGGACGGCCCUCUUCGGCUCCCCGGAGGAGCUGGAGCCCAUGUGGUCUCCCCCCCGCGGGUUCGGCGUCGGCGCCGACUUCGCCGACGCGGAGGUGGAGCCCGACAUGGACGUCGCCGGCGGGCCCUGGGACGGCGCCCCCUGGCGGUCCACGGGGGUCGUCGACGGGGAGGCCGCCGCCGCGGCGCUAUUCCCCCCCACGGCUGCGGCCGGGUUCGCGGAGUUCGGGCCUGGGCCGAUCGAUUCGUCGGCGGGGCCGGAUCCCGAGGUGAGCGCGAUCGACUCCGGCGCUUGUUGCUCCCCUGAGCCGCCGCCCCUGCCGUCGUCUCCACCUCCGGUGCUGGCUUUUGAGCCCGUCGACGACUCCGCACCGGGGCUGGAACUGGAGUCUCCACUGCCACCGCCUGUGGGUUCCUCGGACUUCAAUUUAGAUGGGGGGAUGUUGGAAUGCACACUCAACUCCGUGCCAUCGCCGCCUCUUCCUGCCCCAGAUGAUUUCGGUUUGGAGGCUGCGGGUCCUAUCAAGGAUUUGGAGGUUGCCUGGGGAACCAUGGUUGUUGCUGAUUUGGGUGAGAAUGCCGCUGGUAACUGUGUGAACGAUGCUAUCGGUACAGAUGGGACAGCUCUACGGAGAUCAGGGAGGAUAGCAAAAAUCAAGUCGUCGCCGAGUUCCACACCAUUGUCUCAGAAUGGAGGCUCAUCUAGAGCUUCCAAGCGCCGCUUUGCGGAUUCAAGGAAGAGUAGGAGCAGUGCUGGGAGAAAACACCCUGUGUUCACAGGGCCAGUUCCAGUAAAUGCAGUCGAUUUGAUUAACGGGGUGGAGCUUCAAGAACCACGGGAAAUUGUUAAUGUGCAAAUUGAAAGUUCCUUCUAUGGGAAUAAUCACAAAGAAGGUGGUCUCCAUAAUCAGGUUGUGCUGGCGUUACCAGCAGUGAAUGAUAGUUUGUCCAAAGGCAAAGGAGCCUCUGUUGUUCCUCCCAGGAAGACUAGGUUAGCCUCAAAGGUUUUGGUGAAUUCAGACAGGGUAUCAGCUAUACCACCAAUUGUAAAUGGUGGACCUCCUGUGCCGCAGAAAUCAGAUGCUUAUGUGCCUCCCAGAAAGCAUAAGCUUGCUGUUGAGGAUUGCUCGCCAAAUCUAGAUGAAGUGGAUGGUGGUAUUGCAUCAUGCAACUCAAGAUUGAUAAGUGCAGAACCACGAGUGGUCAGCGAGAUGCCUCCAGGGAGAGGAAGAAGAUUAUCUCAACCUCCAAAAAAGAAGGCCAGGAUUUUGUCCGUUAAAUACUUGGAAAAGUUAAAGAGGGCAGAGAAAAAUAAUGGCUCAAUGUUCAAAUCACCAAGAGUUACAGUGAUGCCAGAACUGAGUACCAAGCACGAACUUAUUUUGGACAAGCGCUUGGCUGAUUCAGGGACCAUGGAAAUGGAUGAUGGUUCCUGUUUCUUUGUGGGGGAGGCAGUUCCUGAUUAUGAGGCAAGGCAGAAAUGGCCCCACCGUUAUGAAAUAAAUGAUCAAAUUAUGAAAAAGUUUUCUGAUUUGAAGGAUAAGAGGACCAGCAGCCAAACAUUUGUCAAUGCUGGCAAAGCUGUCUUGGAUGUUAAGUGUCAUUAUUUGCAAGCCAAAGUUUCCACAUGCACGUUUUGCAUUGGAGAUUGUGCAUUUAUAAAGGGUCCAGAGGGAAAACCAAAUUAUAUUGGAAGGUUGCUAGAGUUCUUUGAAACAAAAGCUGGUGAAUAUUACGUCAGAGUGCAAUGGUUUUUUAGAGCCGAAGACACGGUCAUGAAAGAGCAAGCACAAUCUCAUGCCCCAAGGAGGCUCUUUUACUCAGACCUGACAGAUGACAAUUUACUGGACUGUGUUGUUUCGAAAGUGACAAUUGUGCAAGUUCCUCCUACUAUAAAUGGAAAAUCCAAGUCAGUUCCUUCAUUCCACUAUUACUAUGACAUGAAAUACUCUAUCGACUAUAGUACAUUUUCCACCAUACAAAUGGGAGACACAAAUGAUGUGGCGCAGUCAGGUUACACUAGUAGAACCACUGACAAAAUGAAGAUAGAUGUCAUUAAGAAGCACAAGUUUCCUGAGCUGGAGAAGAUGGAGCUCUCUUUGCUAGACCUGUAUUGUGGUUGUGGAGGAAUGUCAACUGGGCUUUGCCUUGGUGCUCGUGGUGGUGGUGUGAAUCUUUCGGCGAGAUGGGCCAUCGAUGAUGAUGAAAUUGCAUGUGAAAGCUUCAGGCAUAAUCAUCCAGAAACACGGGUCCGGAAUGAAACCGUGGAUGAUUUCCUUGAACUGUUGAAAGAAUGGGAGAAAUUAUGCAAAACAUAUGUGAAGCAUAGUAAUGCUAAGGCACGUGUUGACAGUACAAUAGAAACCAAUGAUGAAACUCCAGAUUGUUCUACCGUGCCUCCUGACGAGUUUGAAGUAUGGAAGAUAGUUGACAUUUGCUUCGGUGAUCCAAAUAAAGUCAGAAAACAUGGUUUAUAUUUUAAGGUCCGUUGGAAGGGUUAUGGCCCUCAUGAUGACACAUGGGAGCCAGUUGAAGGAUUAAGGAACUGUAAAGAGGCAAUUAGGGAUUUUGUUAUUGAAGGCAACAAGCAAAAGAUACUACCACUCCGUGGUGACGUAGAUGUUGUAUGCGGGGGUCCACCAUGCCAAGGAAUUAGUGGUUACAACCGCAAAAGAGAAUUCGAGGCACCAUUUAAAUGUGAGAAAAACAAGCAGAUUAUUAUUUUCAUGGAUGUUGUGCAAUUUUUGAAGCCCAAAUAUGUUUACAUGGAAAACGUCCUUGAUAUAUUGAAAUUUGCUGAUGCAACACUUGCAAGAUAUGCUUUAAGUCGACUAGUUGCAAUGAGUUACCAAGCAAGGCUAGGGAUCAUGGCUGCUGCAUGUUAUGGCCUUCCACAAUUUCGGAUGCGUGUAUUUUUAUUAGGCUGUCAUCCAAAGGAGAAAUUACCCCCAUUUCCACUGCCUACACAUGAGGCAAUUGUGAAGAAUGGCUGCCCGUUGGCUUUUGAGCAAAAUUUGGUUGGUUGGCCUGGCAACACACCAAUGCAACUAGAGAAACCAAUUGUUCUCGAAGACAUUUUAUCUGAUCUCCCAGAAGUGGCAAAUGAGGAAAGUCGUGAUGAAAUGCUGUAUAUAAAGGGUCCUCAAACUGAAUUCCAAAGAUACAUUCGGUCAUUUAAUGUUGAAGUGCCUGGUCCCAAAGCUCAUGUUACAAAAGAUUUUUUGUCCUCAAAAUUGUAUGACCAUCGACCACUGGUACUGGAUAAUGAUAACUACCAAAGGGUAUUGCAAAUUCCCAAGAAAAAGGGAGCUAAUUUUAGAGACCUUCCAGGGGUCGUAGUUGGUCCUGAUAAUGUGGCUAGAUUAGAUCCAACAAAAGAGAGAAUAUUUUUGCCAUCUGGUCGUCCUCUAGUGCUUGAUUGUAUACUAGGUUAUGAGAAUGGUAAAUCUUUAAGACCAUUUGGUCGAGUAUGGUGGGAUGAGGUGGUGGGAACCGUGCUGACAGUUCCAAAUGCUCGUAUGCAGGCCUUGAUACAUCCUGCACAAGACAGACUUCUUACUAUCCGUGAAAGUGCUCGGUUGCAAGGGUUUCCUGACAAGUACAGGUUUUGUGGAACAGUCAAAGACAGAUAUCGUCAAAUUGGAAACGCUGUGGCCAUACCUGUUGGACGUGCACUUGGAUACACCCUGGCCAUGGCCUACCUGAAGAAGACUGGAGAUGAUCCCCUUAUGGUGCUGCCGCCCAACUUUGCCUUCUCCCAUGACAUUACAGGGUUUCCUUAGUCACCUCACUGUUAAGGCAAAAAUUCGAGCGCCUGUCCUCGUUAGUUUGAUUGAAAUUCGUCAUCUCCAUUCAUUCUCUGCUAGAAAAUAUGAUCCUUUUAUUGUUGCUACCCAUUCUCGUGAAUAGUGAAUAGCCUUAGGACAUGCCCUUUGAUCUGUUGGGAUCAGAUCAAGGAAUCCGAAUCUGGUAAUCAGCUGUUUGUUGUAGCACAAUCAUUUCUUGAUUCACAUUAGUUGUAACAUCCAGGCAUCAACCACACUAGUUAAUUAGAAGGCUUCCAUAGUACAAGUGUAGUGACUCAUAAUGGGAGCCGAUGUUGUAGUGUAAAAGAAUGUAUGUAAGAUGAUUAGUGGAAUAGAAAUGUAUGGACAUCAUCUUACCUGUUGUAUUAACCAGCGAGGAAUACAGAUGUAACGACUUCAAUAAAUCUACAUAGAGUUUGUCGAGAUCCAGUGUAACUAAUUUGUCAUAUAUAAAUCUAUUGCGAGUGAUAGGUUA